Molecule: messenger RNA, 1281 nt
Organism: Arabidopsis lyrata subsp. lyrata
Lineage: Eukaryota; Viridiplantae; Streptophyta; Magnoliopsida; Brassicales; Brassicaceae
Product: ethylene-responsive transcription factor 3
Exons: 1
Coding region: 161-850 (229 amino acids)
Biological process (GO): regulation of DNA-templated transcription
Molecular function (GO): DNA binding; DNA-binding transcription factor activity
Source: RefSeq, a predicted model, not a curated record
AAGAGGAAGAGCUUUUUGUGUUGAAGAGAGAGCUUCCUAUCUUCCCCAUUCCUCCCACCAUCUCCCUCAUCUUCUUCUUCUUCCUUUCUCUCUCUCAAUAAUCUCUCUCAGAUCCUUUCUCCAUUACCAUUACUUCUGGCUUUCUCUUAAAUCCGCUAUCAUGAGGAGAGGAAGAGGCUCUUCCGCCGUCGCCGGACCUACCGCCGUUGCCGCCAUCACCGGCACCGUCAUCAACGGAUCUGUUAAAGAAACACGAUUCAGAGGCGUUAGGAAGAGACCUUGGGGACGUUUCGCAGCUGAGAUCCGUGAUCCAUGGAAAAAAGCUCGUGUCUGGUUAGGUACUUUCGAUUCCGCCGUCGAAGCUGCACGCGCUUACGACUCCGCCGCUCGUAACCUCCGUGGUCCUAAAGCCAAAACUAAUUUCCCGAUCGAUUGUUCUUCUCCUUCUCCUCAACAACGAUUUAAUCAGAUUCAAAAUCAAAAUCAAAAUCAAGUCGAUCCGUUUAUGGACCACCGGUUAUACGCCGACCAUCAACAACAGUUUCCGAUUGUUAACCGGCCGACUAGUAGCAGCAUGAGCAGCACCGUUGAAUCGUUUAGCGGGCCGAGACCUACGACGAUGAAACCAGCGACGACGAAGAGAUAUCCCAGAACUCCACCGGUUGUACCGGAGGAUUGUCACAGCGAUUGCGAUUCGUCGUCGUCUGUAAUCGUCGACGACGACGAUAUCGCAUCGUCAUCGCGGCGACGGAAUCCACCGUUUCAAUUCGAUCUAAAUUUUCCACCGUUGGAUGAUGUUGACUUGUUCAAUGGCUCUGAUGAUCUUCACUGUACCGAUCUACGUCUCUAAUGAAUUGGUAAAUCGAGAACCAAGUCACAGAUCCGUGAUCGAUUUGAUUUUAAUGGAGCAAACAACAAAAAUCCCUUUUUUUUUUUUUUUUUAAAUUUUCUGUUUCGUUGAUCUCAUAUAAUUUUUACUAUGCGGGAGAAAUAGAAAGACAAAGAAACGAAGAAGAAGAAGAUGGUGAUGAGCUUGAGAGCUUGAGCUGGUUCUGUGUUUCUUCUGUGAUGAUAUUGUAAGAGUAUUAUUAUUAUUAUUAUUUACUACAUCUUCAAAAUCAAGAAGAGGAAGACCGAACACGAUGAUCUGUUGUGUCUGUUUGUUUUACUCUAAGAAAAAGCAGAUCUGGGUUUCGUUUUUUCUUGAGAUAGAAUCUUUGUAACAUAUACAUUUGGAACACUGAUGAUUCUAAAUAAAAUCUAGAAUCUUUUUUUUUUAUU